UUUCCUCUCACAAAAUUCAAGUCGGCCUUUAAACUUAAGAUCGGUUUCUUCUGGUCAAGAGUGUGAAACUGCGUGGUCCGGAUCAAGCCAGUCUUCUCUUCGUUCCACCUUUGAAGUCCUGAGCUUGCCUGACGUCUAUAGCCCCACCUCCCUCGGUGAAGACUCUGAAGUCAUGUCUACAGGACCUUUCCCACCUGCAAGUAAAGAGGGAAGUUUUGUUUCAGCACCCAGUUUUAGGUCCAAACAAAGGAAGAUAUUACACCUACUUUUGGAGAGAAACACUUCUUUUACCAUCCGUUCAGAUCUCCCUGAAUCUCCGGGAGACAAACUCCAUGACUCGGCAAACCUAAGCAUUCUGUCGGGAGGAACCCCAAAAUGUUGCCUUGACCUUUCGAAUCUUAGCAAUGGCGAGAUGUCUGUUUCUCAGCUUACUUCUUCUGCUGACCUUGAGGACAAUGAUAAACACCAGUUUAAAGGCAUUGGAAUGGGAGGCACCAGGACCCCAAGGUUUAGAAAAAUGCCUGGAGGCCCUCUGGCUUCUCCUCUGUGUGAGCUGGAAAUGAAGCAGCUGGGCAGCCCCAUUACUACAGUUCCUAAGCUGAGUCAAACCAUAAAGCUAGAAGACCAAGAAGGGAUUUCAGAAGACCCGAUGGAGUGUUCCCUGGAAGACCAGGAUGCCAAGGGCUUAAGUCUAAAGAAGAUGGUCCCUCUCUGUGACGUGAAUGCCAUUCAGAUGGAGGAGGAGGAGUCUGACUCGGAGCUUCUGAUUGGUGAUUUCUCAAAGGUGUGUGUGCUGCCAACGGUGCCAGGGAAACACCCGGAUCUGAAGUAUAUCAGCCCAGACACAGUGGCUGCUUUACUGUCUGGAAAGUUCCAGAGUGUGAUCGAGAGGUUUUAUAUCAUUGAUUGCCGCUACCCGUAUGAGUACCUGGGAGGCCACAUCCUGGGAGCCUUAAACCUGCACAGUCAGAAGGAACUACAUGAGUUCUUUCUGAGGAAGCCUGUUGUUCCUCUGGAUAUCCAGAAAAGAGUCAUCAUUGUGUUCCUCUGUGAAUUCUCCUCAGAGAGAGGCCCUCGAAUGUGCCGUUCUCUGAGAGAAAAAGAUAGGGCUCUGAACCAGUAUCCGGCAUUAUACUACCCUGAGCUGUAUAUCCUCAAAGGGGGCUACAGAGAUUUCUUUCCAGAGUAUAUGGAGCUGUGUGACCCACAGAGCUACUGUCCUAUGCUGCACCAGGACCACCAGGCUGAGCUGCUGAGCUGGCGGAGCCAGAGCAAGGCGCAGGAAGGGGAGCGGCAGCUGCAGGAACAGAUUGCCCUCCUGGUGAAGGACUGA
Molecule: messenger RNA, 1333 nt
Organism: Mus pahari (shrew mouse)
Lineage: Eukaryota; Metazoa; Chordata; Mammalia; Rodentia; Muridae
Gene: Cdc25c
Product: cell division cycle 25C
Biological process (GO): G2/M transition of mitotic cell cycle; positive regulation of G2/M transition of mitotic cell cycle; protein dephosphorylation
Cellular component (GO): nucleus; cytoplasm
Molecular function (GO): protein tyrosine phosphatase activity
Source: RefSeq, a predicted model, not a curated record